Molecule: messenger RNA, 2024 nt
Organism: Python bivittatus (Burmese python)
Lineage: Eukaryota; Metazoa; Chordata; Lepidosauria; Squamata; Pythonidae
Source: RefSeq, a predicted model, not a curated record
CCGCCCUGGAACAUCGAGAGGGGAGAAGCGCUUCCGGGCCUGGACUUCCGGAGGAGGCCCAGCAGAAUGGCGGCGCUGGGAAAGCAGAAAGUUGUCUAAUGCCUGAUUUCUGAUAACCAAGAAGAAUAGGAAUUUGGAAAUCAAGAUGAGAACCAACAAAGUUUACAAGCUUGUCAUACACAAGAAAGGCUUCGGAAGCAGCGAUGAUGAGCUUAUGGUGAACCCAAAAGUAUUUCUUCAGAUCAAGUUGGGAGAUAUAGUGGAAAUAGCACACCCCAAUGAUGAAUACAGUCCGCUGCUCCUGCAAGUGAAGUCGCUCAAGGAAGACUUACAGAAAGAAACCAUCAGCGUUGAUCAGACUGUUGCUCAGGUGUUUCGACUGAGGCCCUACCAGGAUGUCCAUGUGAAUGUUGUUGACCCCAAGGAUGUGACUCUGGAUUUAGUGGAGCUGACAUUCAAGGACCAGUACAUUGGACGCGGAGAUAUGUGGCGGCUUAAGAAGAGCUUGGUUGGCACAUGUGCUUACAUCACUCAGAAGGUGGAAUAUGCAGGAAUUCGGGCUCAGGCAGGUGAGCUGUGGGUUAAAAGUGAGAAAGUCACCUGUGGCUACAUCAGCGAGGAUACUCGGGUGGUGUUCCGCUCGACUUCUGCCAUGGUUUACAUCUUCAUCCAGAUGAGUUGUGAAAUGUGGGAUUUUGACAUCUACGGAGAUCUUUACUUUGAGAAGGCUGUGAAUGGCUUCCUGGCUGACCUUUUCACCAAGUGGAAGCAGGAGAAGAACUGUAGCCAUGAAGUGACAGUGGUUCUCUUUUCUCGAACCUUCUACAAUGCCAAGUCACCAAAUGAAUUUCCAGAGACGCAGCGUUGCUCAGUUCAGCAGGAUCAUGAAGGCCGAUUCUAUGAAGACUUUUACAAGGUUGUGGUUCAGAAUGAACGACGAGAGGAGUGGACGUCUCUGCUUGUGACCAUUAAGAAGCUCUUCAUCCAGUACCCUGUUCUGGUGCGCUUAGAGAAGGCAGAGAGUUUUCCACCUGGAUACAAUUCCACCUCUGCUCAAGGAAAUUAUUUGGAGGCCAUAAACCUCUCCUUUAAUGUGUUUGACAAACACUACAUCAAUCGAAAUUUCGACCGGACAGGGCAGAUGUCUGUGGUCAUCACGCCAGGGGUGGGAGUCUUUGAAGUGGACCGCCUCCUCAUGAUCUUGACCAAGCAACGAAUGAUAGACAAUGGGAUUGGGGUAGACUUGGUGUGCAUGGGAGAGCAGCCCCUCCACGCAGUGCCCCUUUUUAAGCUACACAAUCGCUGCAGUUCUGGAGAUUCUCGCUUGGGGGAUGACUACAAUAUACCCCACUGGAUCAACCACAGUUUCUAUACUUCCAAAAGCCAACUUCAGUGUAACAGUUUCACCCCACGGAUCAAGCUGGCAGCCCAGAAACCACAGAGUGAAAAAGCAAAAAGUAGCAGGGAAUCUUCUUUGGGAGCUCCUAAAGAGGCAGAGAAUGCUCUUCCCAUUCAAGUUGACUACGAUGGAUAUGAUGCCCAGGUUUUCCGUCUGCCUGGCCCCUCCAGAGCCCCACGUUGCACCACCUUCAGGUCUGUACGAGAGAGAGAGAGCCGGCCCUGGAAGACCUCCAGCUCUUAUGAUGUCUCGUCCAGCCCCUCCCUGCAGAGUCGGCCCUUGCCCCCCGAAGAGGUCCGGAGCCAGGCUUCAGAUGACAGCUCUCUGGGGAGGAUCUCCGACAUCCUCAUGAUCCCACGCCCUCACCUGCACCUGCAGUAUGAAGUCAGCAGCUCACUGGGCUACACCAGCACCCGAGAUCCCCUUGAGAACAUGUUGGAGUCUCAGCAGCGAGACUCGAGUGCCCCUGGAAGAUUUCACGUGGGCAGUGCUGAAUCUAGGCUGCACAUCCGUUCUGCUGGGGGAUACACACCGCAACGGGCACUGAUCAAUCCCUUUGCCCCUUCCCGGAUGCCCAUGAAACUCACGUCCAAUAGGAGGCGUUGGAUGCACACUUUCCCUGUGG